Molecule: messenger RNA, 1710 nt
Organism: Ctenocephalides felis (cat flea)
Lineage: Eukaryota; Metazoa; Arthropoda; Insecta; Siphonaptera; Pulicidae
Product: zinc finger protein ZPR1-like
Exons: 7
Coding region: 321-1649 (442 amino acids)
Cellular component (GO): nucleus; cytoplasm
Molecular function (GO): zinc ion binding
Source: RefSeq, a predicted model, not a curated record
UCUUUUAAUAAUUAAUAUAGAAAGCAUAAGUUUAAUAUAUUGGCCACGCCUACUGCCAUAAACUCCUUCCGCUAAAAUAAUUCGCAAACCGCGUGGAAUCAACAGUUUGCAAAUUGCACAAAUUACAUUUUCGUUCCAUGCUUCUAUUUUUCUUCGUCACAUUCUAUUUUUAAAAAAUCAUAUAUUUUUAAAUGCGCUUUUCAUCUUCUUACAUUAUUAUGUUUAAUCUGAACAUAUGAUACGGUUAAAAUAAAACUUACGUGUGCUUUCAAGUGUCAAAAAAGAUUUUUCAUACGUGAAAUAUUUAAUAUUUAGAUAAAAUGUCUGCGAAACCUUUAUUUAAACCUUUAAAUGCAGAUGACAUCGAACCAGAAAUUACAGAAAUAUCUUCCUUGUGUAUGAAUUGCCAUAAAGAUGGUACUACUCGUUUGCUUCUAACUAAAAUUCCAUUUUAUAAAGAUGUGGUUCUGAUGUCAUUCUCAUGUGAUUAUUGUGGUUUUGAAAAUAAUGAGAUUCAAUCCGCUGGAGAAGUAGCACCGAGAGGAGUUAAAAUUAAAUUAAUGGUAGAAUCGACCAGUGAUCUGAACAGAACUAUUGUCAAAUCAGAUUAUAGUUCUGUUAAAUUUGUUGAAUUGGAUUUUGAAAUUCCUUCUCAAUCUCAAAAAGCAGAAAUCACUACUAUUGAAGGUAUCAUAAACAGAUCUAUAUUGGGACUCAACCAAGACCAAAAUGCAAGACGUCUUGAGCACCCAGAAACGGCCGUACAAAUUGAUGCAUUUAUUCUAUCACUUGAAAAAUUGAAAUUAGUUGAAAACCCAUUCACUUUUAUUCUGGAAGAUAUUUCAGGAAAUUCUCAUAUUGAAAAUCCCAAUGCACCUAAAACUGAUCCAAAAUUAUCAGUGAACUAUUUUGUGAGAAAUGCUGAGCAAAAUCAUGUAUUGGGUGUUUUUACUCAUAAGGAAGUUUCUGAUGACAACAAAGAUAAUAUAUUGAAGCCUAUAGCAGAAGAUGAUUUUAAAUUGGAAGAUUUACAUGGAGAAGUUUUAACAUUCCCUACAAACUGUCCUGAAUGUAAUGCUCCUUGUGAAACAAAUAUGAAAAUGACUAAUAUCCCACAUUUUAAGGAUGUUGUUAUAAUGGCAACUUUAUGUGAAGUUUGUGGACAUCGAACAAAUGAAGUUAAAUCGGGUGGUGGAAUUGAAGAACAUGGCAUGAAACAUACUGUACAAAUUAGAGGUAAAGAAGAUUUUUCUCGAGAUGUUUUAAAGUCUGAAACAUGUAGUGUGGAAGUGCCAGAAUUGGAAUUGGUAAUGGGCUCAGCAGCAUUGAAUGGCAGGUUUACUACUGUUGAAGGAUUACUAAGUGCAAUGAAAAAUCAAAUUGCUAGUAAAGAUUUUAUUUAUGGAGAUUCACAGGACAGUGAAUCAAAAAAUAAAAUGGACAAAUUUUUGGAAGAAUUCCAGCAAGUUCUGGAUGGCAAAAAACAAAUAACUUUAAUACUAGAUGAUCCUGCAGGCAAUAGUUAUGUACAAUCGUUUAAUGAUGAUGGCACACCAGAUGAGCAGUUGAAAGUUACUAAAUAUGAUAGAACAUUUGAACAAAAUGAAGAUCUAGGUUUAAAUGAUAUGAAAACUGAAAAUUAUAGUUAAUGUUUGAUACGUUUUAUAAAUAUUUUUAUUGUAAUUUCAUAAUGAAAUUGAAGAAACUCAG